Messenger RNA from Rangifer tarandus platyrhynchus (Svalbard reindeer), 576 nucleotides. The record is from the annotation of a GenBank genome assembly. Lineage: Eukaryota; Metazoa; Chordata; Mammalia; Artiodactyla; Cervidae.
AUGGACAGACACGGGACGGACAGACAGAUACAGGACAGAGAGACACGGGACAGACAGACAGACAUGGGACGGACAGGCACAGGACAAUACAAACAGACACGGGACGGACAGACGCAGGACAGACAGACAUGGGACGGACAGACACGGGACAGACAGACACGGGACAGACAGACAGACACGGGACGGACAGGCACAGGACAGAUAGACAUGGGACAGACAGACACGGGACAGACAGACAGACACGGGACGGACAGGCACAGGACAGGACAGACAGACAUGGGACAGGACAGACAGACAGACACGGGACAGACAGACAUGGGACAGGACAGACAGACACGGACGAGACGGACACGGGACAGGAUGGACAGACACGGGACAGACAGACACGGGACGGGACAGACACAGGACGGGAUGGACAGGGGGAGGACAGGCUCGGGACAGCCUGCAGGGACCCAGGUGGGCUCAGAUCUGUCUCCCCCCCAGGGUGCCCUCCCCGUGGGGGGACCUGGUGCCCGCGCCCCCGCCUGCUGCCCACUCUCUCCUCUGCAAUUACAGGUCAACCGGUGCCACUGUUGA